UCCUGUUGCAGAGUUGUGUAGUACAAGAAACCUUUUUGCACUUUCAUACAUAGUCUUUUUCCAGUGAUUGUCUCAACAGAGAAGUGGAGUGAAACAAUUCCUAAUGUAUCUACCCAUUGUCAAAGAAGAAGAAGAAGACAGUGUUGCAGAAUAUUAUCAACAACAAGUGGAAAUGCUUGAGGGAUUUAAUGCAAUGGAUUCCUUAGCUGAUCAUGGUUCUGCACCAGGAAUGUCAAAGGAAGAGAGAGAACAAUUGGCCAAAAGUGAAGCAACUGUCAUAAGGAUAUCAAAUAUUGCAAACAUGGUUCUCUUUGCAGUUAAGGUUUAUGCAUCUGUUCGGAGUGGUUCUCUGGAGAUUGUUGCAUCAACAUUAGACUCGCUCCUUGAUCUUUUAUAUGGUUUUAUAUUGUGGUUUACGUCUUUCUCCAUGAAGAAGCAAAAUCCAUAUAAGUAUCCUAUUGGAAAGAAACGUAUGCAACCUUUGGGAAUACUUGUUUUUGCAUCUGUUAUGGCGACUUUGGGACUACAAAUAAUUUUGGAGUCUAUUCGAACGCUGAUAUCUAACAAGCGUGAUUUCAAGCUUACAAAGGAACAAUAGUUCUGGGUAGUUGGCAUUAUGGUUUUUGUAACUAUUGUGAAGCUAGUUUUGGUACUCUAUUGUCGAUCCUUUACCAACGAGAUUGUCAAAGCAUAUGCCCAAGACCACUUCUUUGAUGUUGUCACCAACGUCAUAGGUCUAGUUGUUGCAUUACUUACUAACUACGUAAAAGGAUGGAUGGACCCUUCUGGAGCUAUU
This is a messenger RNA of Cuscuta europaea, 796 nucleotides long. The record is from the annotation of a GenBank genome assembly. Lineage: Eukaryota; Viridiplantae; Streptophyta; Magnoliopsida; Solanales; Convolvulaceae.